Molecule: messenger RNA, 1858 nt
Organism: Entelurus aequoreus (snake pipefish)
Lineage: Eukaryota; Metazoa; Chordata; Actinopteri; Syngnathiformes; Syngnathidae
Exons: 6
Coding region: 1-738 (245 amino acids)
Molecular function (GO): S-adenosylmethionine-dependent methyltransferase activity
Source: RefSeq, a predicted model, not a curated record
AUGGCGGUGAGAUUGUUUGAAGAAAGCGACCAUGCUGCUGCUUACCUGCAGUACAGAGUGACUCCUCAGGAAAUUAUUGAUAAGAUUAUGGACUUCAUGAAACCAAAGGUGGAAAAGAAGUUCAACCUCGCAGUGGAUGUUGGAUGCGGUUGCGGUCAGGGCACCGUACUCUUGGCCCCCUUCUUUGACCAGGUUGUUGGGACAGACAUUAGUCCCGCCCAGCUCCACGUGGCUCAGGCUAAUAGUGCGCGCCCAAAUGUGACGUACAGGCAGUGUCCAGCAGAGGAACUACCGUUCGAGUCAAACCAGGUUGACCUCUUGGCGGCCAUGACGGCGGCCCACUGGUUCGACCGCCAGCGCUUUCUGAAGGAGGCCGACCGUGUGCUGAAGCCUGGUGGCUGCCUGGCCCUGCUAAGCUACAUGAUGGACAUGGAGCUGGAAUAUGGCGAUGCCACAAGUGCGCUUAACAACAUCUGCGAAGAGUUCUAUGCAGUGUUGCGACCCUUCAGAAACCCUUGUCUGGACUUCUGCUCUUUAAAGAGCUACUUAGAAAUGUUUGAAUCCUGCUCCUAUACGGACAAAGAGUGGAAUGGCUGUCUAAGAGUUAAAAGGACGGUGACGGUUAACAGUUACAUGGGCAUGGUCGAGACUUUCACCAGCUACCGGAAACUGAAGCAGCAGGAUGCCGCAGAGGCCAAACAUCUUUCUGAUGAUAUCAGGAACAAAUGCUCAUUCUAGGGACUUGGAGAAGGCAUUCGACCGUGUCCCUCGGGAAGUCCUGUGGAGAUUGCUCAGAGAGUAUGGGGUAUCGGACUGCUGAUCUGCUCCCUGUAUGAUCAGUGUCAGAGUUUGGUCUGCAUUGCCGGCAGUAAGUCAGAUCGGUUUUCAUUGAGGGUUGGACUCCGCCAGGGCUUCCCUUUGUCACAACUUUUAUGGACAGAAUUUCUAGGCGCAGUCAGGGAGUUGAGGGGAUCCAGUUUUGUUGCUGCAAAAUUAGGUCUCUGCUUUUUGCAGAUGUUGUGGUGCGGCUGGCUUCAUCUGGCCAGGAUUUCCAGCUCUCACUGGAACGGUUCGCAGUUGAGUGUGAAACAACUAAGAUGGAAAUCAGCACUUUCAAGUCUGAGUCCAUGAUUCUCAACCGGAAAAGUUUGGGGAUGAAUUCCUGCCCCGAUUGGAGGAGUUCAAGUACCUCGGGGUCUUGUUCACAAGUGAGGUAAGAGUGGAUUGUGAGAUCGACAGGCGGAUCGGUGCAGCGUCUGCAGUGAUGCGGACCCUGUAUUGAUCCGUCGUGGUGAAGACGGAGCUGAGCAGGAAGGCAAAGAUCUCCAUUUACCGGUCGGUCUACGUUCCUAUCCUCUCCUAUGGUCAUGAGCUUCGGGUUAUGACCAAAAGGACAAAAUCACGGGUACAAGCGGCUGAAAUGAGUUUCCCCCCUUAGAGAUAGGGUGAGAAGCUCUGUCAUUCGGGAGGAGCUCAGAGUAAAGCCGCUGCUUUUCCACUUGGAGAAGAGCCAGAUGAGGUGUGCCCAGAAUGCCUCCCGAACGCCUCCCGAAAGCCUCCCUGUUUCUGACUGGUAGGAGGCCACAGGGAAAACUUACGACAAGUUGUCUCCCAGCUGGCCUGGAAACGCCUCAGAGUCCCUCGUGAUGAGCUGGAAAAUCUAUGCAACAGUUAUGUCGUGUACCUUUCUUGCUUACUGUGCUAAGUUUUGCCUUAGCUCCCCGUGCAAUCGGCAUGCGUCUCUUUUAUUGUCAUUCAAAUUUGAACUUUACAGUACAGAUAAGAACGAAAUUCCGUUGCAUUAGCUCGUUGUAGUGCAGGAUAAAAGAGCAAUAAAGUGCAGAUAUAAAAAAAUAGA